This is a messenger RNA of Diabrotica balteata, 1069 nucleotides long. Lineage: Eukaryota; Metazoa; Arthropoda; Insecta; Coleoptera; Chrysomelidae. The record is from the annotation of a GenBank genome assembly.
AUCUUAUCAGAAAUCAGACAUAUUUAGAAUAACCUGUAUAUUUAAAAUAAGUUUUACAGUAUGAAUUCUAAAAGCUCACAAAAUUCAAUCAAUUUGUAGUUUUUUAUUGGGGCUCUAACUAAAUACUUACUCGAUAAAAGUCCUCUGAGUCUGAGCUGAGCUACAUUUUCUAUUUUGGGGUUAUAAAAGUGACAUCUUGCAUUGACAUUAGAGUCGUAAUUUGAAAUAGUUUACUAUUUAUAAAUUAAAAAGAAUACAGCUGUGAUAGAAAAUUUCAUGGUAUUUAACAUUAAUAAAUCUGCUUCAAAAAUGUCAAACAAAUUCGAAACAUUGAAACACCAUGUGGACGACGACAGUGGAAGUGGAGACGAAGAUACAGGCCCAAAUAUCACUGAUUUGGGCCCCAUUGACUAUCCUCCAGGAGAACACAGGCUGCAACAUCCCUAUUGUCUAUGGUUUUCAAAAAGACCUCAACAAAUACAAGGGUUACAGGGAUAUAGUCAAGCAUUGAGGUUGGUAGGGCAGGUGGGCACAGUAGAGCAAUGGUGGGCCUUGUAUUCGCAUAUGGUUAGACUACAAGAUAUACCAGCCCACAGAGACAUACAUCUUUUUAAAAAAGGUAUAAAACCUAUGUGGGAAGAUGCAGCCAAUAAAAAAGGAGGCAAAUGGGUUAUAAGACUUAGGAAAGAACAAGCAGGGAGGGCUUGGGAAAACUUAUGUAUGGCUAUGUUAGGAGAACAGUUUAUGGCUGGUAAUGAAAUAUGUGGAGUAGUUGUAUCGACGCGAUAUCAGGAAUACCUCCUAAGUAUUUGGAAUCGGACAGCUUCAGAUCAAGCAACCACAGCUAGAAUAAGAGAUGCCUUAAAACGACUGUUAAAUAUACCUUCUGGUGCCACCAUGGAGUACAAAACACACAAUGAUUGUCUCAAAUACGGGGCUACAAAAACAAUACCAAACAAUUUGUUAAAAAGCUGACCCCGUAAAAAAUUUUAGAAAAUUAUGAUUUUACUGUUUACUGAAAUCUGUAUUGAAAAAAAAAUAAUAAUUAAGAUAAACUUCAUUAAUGUUA